AUGACAUCGACGACGAGCGAUAGCAGUAAAUUACCUAUAUCGACCACCAAUCCUAAUCCCGCGUCAAACAUAAACAUAUCAACAACAUCUCAGUCUGAGACUCAGAAGGAGAACCACAAUCGCAACGUUGAAUCAUCGUCUGUGCAACCAACUAUACUUGCCAAUUCGAUCUCGCCUUCACCACAUUCCUUGACUGUUACGCCUGCAUCGCCCACUACAACCCAAUCAGAUAAAGUAGAUCAGCAGAAAGAGUUAGAUACCAAUCCUAAUCCCACCACUUCGGGUGUAGAAACGAGUAUGAAAGAAAAGGGAAAUCAUCCUACGGAAUCAGAAACUGCUUUACUUUCCCAACAACCUCAAUCGUCCACAAACAUGGCUAGCACGACAGGGGGAGAACCUAGUAAGAGUACGAAUGGUGGUGCGUUGUCUAAUUUAACGAGGAAACUGUCCAAAUCCAAUUCAAAUACCAACCCAUCAAAGGCAGGUUUAUCAAAGGAAAAGGAGAAAGAGAGUUCAACAUCCACCCCUCCAAAUAACACUACCAAACCAGCACCUACUACCACCCAAGCUUCUCCAUCUACUAAAGCAGCUGCUUCGACCAGAACGCCAUCAACUCAGAAGAAGAAAAAGAAAAGAAAAGGUUUGGCUGGAUUCUUACUUGCGCUUGGAUGUUUAUCGGCAGAUGAAUUUGAAGAGAAACCAAAACCAAAAACUUCACAACUACAGCAGCAGCAAACAACACAGAAAGCUGAUACUUCAGUCACGACUCCUAAACCUGCUGAGACCACCAGGGUGAAGGACGAAGUACCAAACAAGAAGGAAAGCUUGGACCACCAGGUAGAACCUACCGCUACAACCGGGACUACGUUGGUAGACCAGAAUGUAGAAGGUGAUAAGGCUGUGAAGCCAGGUGAAGAGAUCGUGGUUGCGCCUGCUGAGCCUCAUACCCUACCUGAUGAAGAGACCGCAGGUGUAACUUCAUCCGCUGUACAACCACCCGGAGGAGGAUCAUCUCUACUUGAGACCAGCGGAGGUUACACGGACAUCAGUAAUUCGGAGAUUCAAGAUGAAAGCAGUGGUGUGGGAGUACAGCAUGAGGAAGGUGUGGACGAAUAUGGCUUAGAGGAUGAUUAUGAGGAUGAAGAGGAUAGAUUGAUCGAACAGGGUGGUAUGGGUAUACCUAUAGAUGAGAAUGGUAACCCUGCACCUCUCCUUCCCCCUAUCUUGAAGGAACAUCACGGUAGAAAAUGUUUAGUGUUGGAUCUAGAUGAGACCCUGUUGCAUAGUAGCUUUAAGUCCCUACCCUCAGCAGAUUACAUCGUCCCCGUUGAAAUUGAAUCUCAAAUCCACAAUGUAUACGUCAUCAAACGACCAGGUGUAGAUCACUUCUUGAAAGAGAUGGGCAAGAUAUACGAGAUUGUCGUCUUCACCGCUUCUCUAUCCAAGUAUGCCGAUCCAGUAUUGGACAUGCUCGAUACCCAUCGCGUAGUCACUCAUCGACUAUUCAGAGAAAGUUGCUACAAUCAUAAAGGUAACUAUGUAAAGGAUCUCUCACAACUUGGUCGAUCAAUCGAAACUUCCAUCAUCAUCGAUAAUUCACCUGCAUCAUACAUCUUCCAUCCCAAUAACGCUGUCCCAGUCUCGACGUGGUUUAACGAUCCUCACGACACCGAAUUAAACGAUUUGUGUCCUUUCUUGGCUGAUUUAGCUACUGUUGAUGAUAUAAGGGGUGUGUUAGAUGGCAGAAUGAACUAA
This is a messenger RNA of Kwoniella mangroviensis CBS 8507, 1755 nucleotides long. RefSeq lists its product as uncharacterized. The transcript is spliced from 7 exons. Gene Ontology annotation, molecular function: phosphoprotein phosphatase activity. Lineage: Eukaryota; Fungi; Basidiomycota; Tremellomycetes; Tremellales; Cryptococcaceae. The record is from RefSeq and is a predicted model, not a curated record. The coding region runs from base 1 to 1755 and encodes 584 amino acids. Gene Ontology annotation, cellular component: plasma membrane.